Molecule: messenger RNA, 171 nt
Organism: Meloidogyne enterolobii
Lineage: Eukaryota; Metazoa; Nematoda; Chromadorea; Rhabditida; Meloidogynidae
Source: the annotation of a GenBank genome assembly
CGAAUUAUGAUGACACGUCCAGGGACUUGUUCCGGUGGAUUUUGUCUCACUGGAGUUGUGAUUGAUAGAAAUCGUCCUCGACUAAUGAUUUCUGCCUCUUCCGUUCCAAAAGAUUUAAUCGUGCAAUGCCAGGUUUUUUCUAUUUUUCAUGCUUUCUUAAGAUAUUUCUAG